Penicillium bovifimosum is the source of this 3891-nucleotide messenger RNA. RefSeq names its product putative RNA binding effector protein Scp160. The record is from RefSeq and is a predicted model, not a curated record. Gene Ontology annotation, molecular function: mRNA binding. The coding region runs from base 1 to 3891 and encodes 1296 amino acids. Gene Ontology annotation, cellular component: nucleus; cytoplasm. Gene Ontology annotation, biological process: nuclear division. NCBI's taxonomy places the organism in Eukaryota, Fungi, Ascomycota, Eurotiomycetes, Eurotiales, Aspergillaceae. The transcript has 4 exons.
AUGUCCGCUGAAACGUCUACCCCUGCCAAUGGCGGAUCUCUCGCCGCUAUGUUGGAGCAGCAGCACGCCCGCGACGAGGUGCACAAGCCCACGGUGGAGGAAGUUGUGGAUGAGGAGGAUGUCAAACACCUUCCUCCCUCCGCCGCGCAGCCAGUUGAGCCUCUCCUUGUAGAUGCCAACACUCCCGAGCCUACACCCGCCCAAACUGCCUCCCCAUCCCCCAUUCCUAAGCCCGCCACUAAAAAGGCCCCCGCCUUUGAUGUGCAAUCCGAGGAAUUGUUCCCAGCUUUGGGCAGUGGUCCCAAGCCUACUGCCCCCGCGGCCGCUACGUGGGGUGCGAAGAAGCCUUCCGCGACUGCGGCUGCCACAAAUGGAUCACCCGCAAAGCCAAUGGAGAUUCCUCGUAUCAUGGCCCUGCCCGGGAAGCACAUGGAGCAGCUGCGCCUAGCCCCUUCUCAGAUGCAACCCCGCGGAGAAUUGAGGAAGCCCCUCCGCGACAUUCUUCGCGACAUUUCCCGCAGAUCCAAGGCCAACGUUGAUAUGCGCGGCGGCCCUGGUGGGUCAAUAAUAUUCGAAGGAAAGGGUUCCGUGGACGCAGUGCGCCAGGCUCUCCGUGAGGUGGCUCAACAGGUCGGAUCCAAGCAAUCCGUCCGUGUUCCCGUUCCUACCUCCGCGCGCGCUCACAUCAUUGGCCGUCAAGGUGCCGUUGUGCAGGAUAUUCAAACCCGCACCGGUGCCCGUGUGCAGGUGCCCCGUGCCGACGCCAACGCUGCCGGAGCUGACGAUGACGACGAUGAUACCAUUGACAUUGUGAUUGAGGGAGAUGCCGUGUCUGCGGAGAUGGCCCGCCGCGAGAUCGAGGCUAUCGUCAAGGAGCGCGGCUCGAACAUGAGCUUCCGAUUGAAGACUGUUCCUCCUGAGUUCUUCCCCUUCAUUGCGGGUGCUCACGACGCCAAUGUGCGGGCCCUGGAGGAGCGCACGAAGGCCCAGAUCAAAGUUCCUCGUUAUGAUACCUGGUCGACCCAGCCCCCUCCCCCGGAGGCCAACCCUGGCCAGGUCCAGUUCGUGGCUGUGCCUGAUAAGCACAUUCUGAUCUCUGGCGAACGGGCUGCCGCCCAGGAGGCUCGUGCCGAGAUUGAGCGAUUGGCUGCGCAGUUGCGCCAACGGCUUACCCUGCGCCAGCUGGCGAUCAACCGUGGUCAGCACCAGUUCAUUCUGGGCAACGAGGCCGAUGCGCUGCACCAAUUUGUUGCACAGACUGGAUGUGCGAUUGUCUUGCCCCCUCCCUCGGACGAUAGUGAGUUCUUGACUAUCACCGGUCCCCUCGACCAGAUUGAGGCUGGUAUCGAGCAUGCGAUGGAUCUCGCCACCAGCAUGCAGAUGGCUAGCAUCGAUUUGUCUCGCCAGCACCCCUCUGCGCCCGCCGGUCCUCACGCCCACGCCAGCGCUCUCUCCCAGUACCUUCGUCGCCGCCAGGUCAUUAAGGAACUCGAAAAGGCCUAUGAUGCUCACAUCGCGCUUCCUCCCAGCGUGGGCGGGCCCGUCACUUGGGAGGUGUACUCCCGUGACGGCAAGAACACUAUCCGUGCCCGUUCCGAUAUCAUGAGCCUGGUCCAGGCUCUCCCGCCUUCCAGACUUCGUCACGUUCCUGUGGACCCAUACUUCCACCAGUACCUGCGGGACCGAAGCGCCAGCACCCUUCAGGGUGACUAUGGCGUCCACCUGAUGAUUCCCGAUGACAUCAACUCCCCUGAGGUCGUCCUCGUUUACGAGGGUCCAUCCGCCACGGCCUCCCAUUUCGAGGUCCCCAGACAGCGCCCAUCUCCCGCAGAUAUCGCAGCCUUCGAGAAGAGUCUGCAAGAGGCUCAGGACUUCCUCUUGCGCAGCCUGGGUGACCAGCAGGACAUUGUUUCUAAAUCGGCUUCCAUCCCGGCUAAGUACCAGGAGAAGGCACGCAAGUUCAUUGCUCGCGAGCAGGAGGCCAAGGGCCAGGAGAGCAUCCCCGUUCGUGCUAUCAUUGGUGAAGCAAAGGGCGCUAAGUGCGAGAUUUCUCUCCGGGGUCCCUCGGCCCAGGUUGCUGAACUUAUCCAGAAGCUUGAAGCUUUCGUCGUGGAGCAGGAGCAGGAUGACCUGGAGCGUGGUUACACCAUCAGCUUCGACUUCCCCCAAAAGUACGCUAACUUCCUGAUUGGCAAGCGUGGUGAGAACAUCAACAAGCUUCGCGAGGAGUUCGACGUGGACAUCAAGGUGGAGAACGGCAAGGUCGAGGUCAAGGGGCCAAAGGCUAAGGCGGAUGCUACCCGCAUGCGCAUCAUGAACAUGGCGAAGAAGUUGGAGGAUGAGACCACCCACAUCCUCAAGGUUCCUGCCCAAUACCACCGUGAGCUGAUUGGCCAGCGUGGAAACCAGGUCAACCGUCUCGAGACCCGAUACUCCGUUCGCGUCCAGUUCCCUCGCGCAACUGCUUCCAACGACGAGACUGAGACCAGCAGCGAUGCUGGUGCUCGCCCCCAGCGGACUCAGCAGGCUCCUGAUGAGGUUCUUAUCAAGGGUCCCAGCAAGGGCGCCGACUCUGCUCGUGACGAGAUCCUCAGCUUGCUGCAGUAUGUCAUUGAGCACGGUCACUCUGCCUCCGUCUCUGUGGCCCAGAGCCAGAUCGCAUCGUUGAUCGGCCAGCGCGGCCGUGAGAUGGACAAGCUUCGUGCUGAUACCGGUGCCCAGAUCGAUGUUCCCAACGCUAGCGAUGCGCCGGAUGCAUCGGGCCGCGUGGAGAUUCGCGUUAAGGGUACUAAGCAGCAAGUUGCGGAGGCAAAGAAGAUUCUGCAGCAGCGGGCUAGCGAGUUCGAUGCUACGGUUACCAAGACUAUUGAGGUUGAUAAGAAGUACCACAAGGCUUUGAUUGGCGGAGGCGGUGCCAACAUCCGCAAGAUCGUCACCGAAGCUGGUGGCCCGACUGACGGCAGCGCCGCCCGAAUGGUUCGCUUCCCCCGUCCCGAGAGCACCGAAUCAACCAUCCGUCUCGAGGGCAACGGCAAGGUUGUUGACAACAUCAUCACCGCAAUCGAUGAGUUCGUGAAGGAACGCCAGGACCAAAUCACGGAGGUCAUCGACGUCCCCACCGCGCAGCACCGCAUGCUAAUCGGCCGCGGCGGCGAUACCCGCCGGGGCAUUGAGUCCAAGUUCAACGUGACUAUGGAUAUCCCCAAGCAGGGCUCUGGCCGCACCGAUGUCAAGCUCAAGGGCCCCAGCAGCGCCGUGGAGAGCGCCAAGGAGCACCUCAAGUCCAUGCUGAAGGAGCAGCACGCCGAGACGAUCGAGGUCCCCAGCCACUUGCACCACGCUAUCGCCGACAACGGUCAAAUCUUCCGUCGCCUGCGCAACGACCACCAAGUCACCGUCGACCACGCCGGCCAGCCCCUGCCCGUUUCUGCCCCCUCCGCCACCGAAGACACUCGCCGUAAGCCCGAAGGCACCGACAUGCCCCUCAUCAUCGACGAUCCCAACACCACCUCCGACGCCUACUCCUGGUCCGUCGUCGACAACAUCGCCGAGGACGCCGCCUCCACCCCCUUCCCCUGGGUCCUCACCGGUACUCCCGAGAACGUCGCCAAGGCCCGCGCCGUCGUCGAGAAGGCCCUCACAGCCGCAACCCAGCAGUCCGCCACCGGCUACCUCAUCCUGCCUGACCCAAAGACCUACCGCUUCGUCGUCGGCCAGGGCGGCAGCCAGAUCAACGCUAUCCGCCAGAAGACCGGGUGCCGCAUCACCGUGCCCAAGGACCAGGCUCUCGGCGAGGCAAUCCAGAUCCGCGGUAGCUCUGCCGGUAUCGAAAAAGCUAAGGAGAUGAUUCUGGAGGCUGUGCAGAACGGUCUUCGUGGUUCGUCGCGUUGA